CAAGUCGGUGAGGCCCUCUUCGACUCGUCGUCGUCGACCUCGAGCCGACUACUUACUCUCCCCAUCCUCGCCAUCUCGCCUCCCCGUGUCGCCUCUCGAGUCUCGCUUUUUUCUUGUUUCCCGUCCAUCUCUCGACACCCGUCUCUCCCGACGACAGCGCCAGACAUCAAUCAACCGCCGCCACCGCCACUGCCAUCAUCCAUCCUCACUAUCGUCGCCCCCCUUAUCACUGACCCUCAGCGAUGUCGGUCCCCGGCCCAGCAGCACCACCACCCGGUGGUGGCAGCACCAGCAGCAUGCCCAGCCCCACCACGCCCGCGUCCACCAGUAACCAACAUCAGGGCGGCGGCAGACACGAUGAAUCCUGGAUCGAAGUCUCGUCGCACCCUUCGUCGUCGUCCGUCUCCUCCAUCGGCGACGAGAUCGUUACCACCGGUCUUCAAGUGCGCAACUCGUACGCCGCUCGACGCAAACGGCUGCAUCCCCGGUAUUACACACACCUCACGUCGCCCCAGCAGCAACGCCAACAGCAACUGCUGCAAGAGCAAGAGCAGCAGCAGCAACAGCAGCCUCGGACUAUCGGGAAUAGCGGCAUUCGCGGAAACUCCAGCAGCCAGGACGAGUAUGACGAGUCCGAUAGCGAGGAAGACAGGGUGCUGACCAGCUCAAGCGAGAACAUCACAAACACGUCCCGCCCGCUCACGCAAGGCAUCGUUGCUCAGUCCGGCGACGCCAUCUCGUCGAGUGAUGACGAUGACGACGAUGAUCAUGCAACUACCUUGGGAAGCCGGCCUUCUGAGCCGUUCCGCCCUCAGCCCAAUGCCUUCUCUCACCCCCCCUCGCACCUCACUCACCGGCACUCCACUUCCGCCAUUCCACCUCACCAUCCUCGCCCAUCCUUCUCCCAGCGAUCGCAGACCCGCGCCGACCAGGGUGCGUCAAACUUCAUGUCGCCAAGCCACCAGGAGGACAACGACGCUGCUCUCCGCGCCAGCUUGACCACCCUUCUGAGCGUGGCCGCGGCGGCUCGUGGCCGAACUAAGGACAACGAGAAACAGUUCGGCGAUCGUGCUAAUCCUGCGACUGGGAAUCAACCAGUCGAGCUCCGUCUGAUUCCGGAAAGUGAACUGCUGGCUACCCCCCACAAUGCCACGCCAGUAAGCCAGGAAUCGCAGCAGGUCCACAGGCCAAGCCCACAGCCGUCCACGGCAUCCCGAAGCUCUGGAGAGAAGGUGAAGCGGUCGACCACCCCGUCAGGCAAAUCACCCCGCGCCACCAAGAAGAAGAAGACGAUGGCUUCCACGGACGAGGCGUACAUCAGCCCUACCAUGAUGACCUGGGUAGUUGGCGCCAGUGUCAUUGUGCUCGUCUCUGUGGUGGGCUUCGGCGCUGGUUACGUCAUCGGCAGGGAGGUGGGCCGCCAGGAGACCCUCAGCAGUCUCAGUGCUGGUAAUGCGUCUGCUAUGGCGGAGGGAGGCAGUUGCAGCCGUGAAGUUCUCCGCAACAGCGGUGGCUCUCUCAAGCGUCUCCGAUGGGGCGCUACUGUCGGCCGGAGCGUGGCAGUCUGAAGCUGCACAUUCCCGACAUACGAUAACAAUCAAGCCUGUCACAGGCUCUAACGCGGCGAUCUCGACCCUGGCCUGCCUGUGGUCCAGAGAGCGCAUGGAUAAUUUUCUUCGAGGUUCGAACGACAACUCUGUGCUGGCCACAGCACAUGGUCAGCUUUU
Messenger RNA from Microdochium trichocladiopsis, 1727 nucleotides. RefSeq lists its product as uncharacterized. Bases 243 to 1568 code for a protein of 441 amino acids. The record is from RefSeq and is a predicted model, not a curated record. Lineage: Eukaryota; Fungi; Ascomycota; Sordariomycetes; Xylariales; Microdochiaceae. The transcript has 2 exons.